AUGUCGGUGUGGAGGUCACUGGUAUGGGAUGAUAUCAGGAUAUCCGGUCAUCACCUCACGGGAAAGGUCGACCGCUGUCGCACUGCUGUCAACGGCGCGCGGCCCCUCCGGAUACCUCACUCCCUUCUACGAAACAACCCUGCCCCGAAGGCUGCCUAUCAUUGA
Molecule: messenger RNA, 165 nt
Organism: Dichomitus squalens LYAD-421 SS1
Lineage: Eukaryota; Fungi; Basidiomycota; Agaricomycetes; Polyporales; Polyporaceae
Exons: 2
Coding region: 1-165 (54 amino acids)
Source: RefSeq, a predicted model, not a curated record